AGCUGAUAUAAGGACAAGAGCCCGCAGGAGAGAGGUCUCCAUUCUGGACUCGGGGACACCAUCUCUGACUCCAGGAAGCAAGCGUGCUGCGGAGGACAGACGCCGGAAAAGGUUUCAGUCAAAGGCCGAGAAGAUGAAUUUCCUGACAAAUUUGGAACUGAACUUUGCUGAGUAUAUAUUAGAUGGAGGAAAAGCCACCAUGGGGGUUAGGCAAAGGGUGGAAAUGGACGCCACACAAAGGAUGAGACAGAAUGAAACCAUCUCCCAAGCAGUGUGCGCUCUGCUCAACUCCGGCGGCGGAGUGGUCAGGGUUGAGAUUGAGAACGGAGACUAUAAUUUUGAGAGGGAUGGAGUAGGCCUGGACCUGCCACCAUUGUUCCGAAACCAUUUAGACCAGAUGGUGCAUGGAAGAUUCUUUUUAAUCUAUGUGAGUUCGUGGACUGUGGAAGACUCAGGAGUGCGGCUCGCUACCCUGUGUUCCAAUUUGUACCGCAGAUGUGGAAACUUUACUGAGGUCAUGGACCCUCCAGAAGCUCUGACAUUCCUCAGAAAUGUCCAGGUUCUUAGGGGUCUUGGUGAUUCCGACUUUCUAAGUCUACAGGAACCUCCUGUUGAUGAUGCUCAGACGGUCUUAGCUUCUGAUGUGUUUAAUAGCCAGCAGCUCCAGUACCUGGAAAAACUCAACUUUACAGAGUCCCUACACGUUGAAUUUCAAAUGUUCUCGGCAGACCUUUCACAGGGCAUUCGAGAGAGACUCCCCAAGUGUGUUUCUGCGUUGGCCAAUUCUGAAGGGGGCUAUGUGUUUUUUGGUGUUCAUGAAACCGGUCAAGUUAUUGGAUGUGAAAAGGAAAAACUAAAUUGUUCCAACUUGUUGACUACUAUUGAUGCCUGUAUCAGGAGGAUGCCUGUCUAUCACUUCUGUGCACAUAACCACAAAGUGCAAUAUACCCACAAAUUCCUUGAGGUGUACGAUAAGAAGGCCCUCCAUGGGUAUGUCUGUGCAAUCAAGGUAGAACGAUUCUGCUGUGUAGCGUUUGCCAAAGCGCCUGAUUCCUGGGAGGUAAAGGACAAUGUUAUGAAGCCGCUGACUGCAAAGGACUGGACCUCUUGGAUGACAGAAACCAACCCAGAGCUUUUCAGUUUCCCUCAGAUGAUCACCAGGAUGAAUAUGUUAAACACCACACCCCGCAGCAGGACUGUGUUCAGUCAUAAAUAUUUGAAAUGUGUGGAGGACCUACAGAAGGAUUACUUUUCAGUGUUACCUAACAGGAUUACAUAUACUCCAGAGAGCGUCUACAAGGACCUCUUCUCAGACUACAGAGGACUAAGAAACUUAAUAAGUGCGGAAAUGCGCUGUUUCUCUCAAGGGAUAUUGAUCUUCUCCCACAGCUGGGCUGUGGACCUAGGUCUUCAGAGGGAGCGAGAUGUCAUCUGUGAUGCUCUUCUAAUUUCCCCAAACAACGUCCCAAUCCUGUACACCAUUUGCAACAAGUGGGAUCUGCGGAACAGGCAGUAUUCCAUGACAGUCGCCUGUACCCUGAAGCAGAGGCUGGUGAACAUGGGUGGCUACACUGGAAGAUUAGGCAUCAUUCCCUUGGUCUUCCCACUGGGUGCUGACCAAAGAGUAAGGGAUGAUUUAGAAAUGCCGGUGUACCCCGAAUCCUACAACUUCAUAACCAUGGAGCAGGUGGAAACUCUGUUGCAGUCUCUUGUGAUCGUCUUGUUCGGGUUCAGACCCUUGUUAAAUGAGGAGUUAAACUCUGAGUCUGAGACCGUGGCCCUACUCACAGAGCAACAGCAUAAGUUGCUUUCAAUGAAUCUGACUAAGCACAGAGAGCUCUUUGUUCAUGGUUUACCUGGGUCAGGGAAGACCACUCUAGCUCUCAUGACCCUGGAGAAGAUCAAGAACGUGUUCAACUGUCAAGAUGAAGAUAUUCUUUACAUCUGUGAGAACCAGUCUUUGAAGAAAUUUGUGAGCAGGAAAAUCGUUUGCCAGGCAGUGACACGGAAAGCCUUCAUGAAAAACACCUAUGACAACGUGCAACAUAUCAUCGUGGACGAAGCUCAGAAUUUCCGAACCGAAGAAGGGAACUGGUACGCCAAGGCGAAAGCCAUCGUUCAGAGACGGAGAGAUGGCCCAGGAGUUCUCUACAUUUUUCUGGAUUACUUUCAGAUCAAUCACUUGGGCUGCAGUGGCCUCCCUGAGCUCCAAAACCAGAAGCCAAUGUUGAAGCUCACCAGGAUGCUCCGCAGUGGAGACAGGAUAGCCAACUACCUUCAAGAUAUAAUGCAUCUAAUCCAAGAUAAACCUCCCCCGAAUGUCCCCAGAGACGCCCUGAGGAUGGGUGAAGAACCCGAAGGCCGUCCAAAUGACACAGGCAGUUUAGAGAUAACUGAUGUCCUCAAUUUGGAGCAGAUGGCAAACUAUGUAGCCGAGAAAUGCCAGGGUCUCUGGAGGACUGGCUAUUACCCCGAGGAUGUUGCUGUUCUUUUCACUAAUGUCAGAGAUAUAGAAAAAUGUAGAGAAAGGCUUCUGCUAGCGAUGAGGAAGAGGACCAUGUCUCAGCUUGGUGAGGAGUCCAGUUUACUAGUGCAGGUCAGGGAGGGGUUGGAUAGUCUGGGGAAUCACAUUGUGUUGGAUAGUGUCCAGCGAUUUUCAGGCAUGGAAAGAAGUAUAGUGUUUGGGAUUAUUCCAGAUAGCUUUGAGACAGACAUUUUCUACAAUGUUCUGCUCUGUCUGGCUUCCAGGGCAAGAACCCACCUGUAUAUUGUAAAGGUUAGACUUUGAUAGGAGGAUACCAGUUUUUAGUUAGCUGGGGUUGGUCUCUAGAUCUCUUUUGAAACUCUUUGAUAUAAACAUUUAAGCACCAAAACAUUUCAUGUAUAGUCACCCACUCAGGGUAAGCAAAUAUGGGUAUGGGGGAUUCAGACAGUAGUCAGAGAUAACAGCAAUUAGUUGGCCCUGAGUCUCUCUCUCUCUCUCUGUCUCUCUGUCUCUCUGU
Molecule: messenger RNA, 3002 nt
Organism: Rattus rattus (black rat)
Lineage: Eukaryota; Metazoa; Chordata; Mammalia; Rodentia; Muridae
Product: schlafen family member 5-like
Exons: 5
Coding region: 134-2788 (884 amino acids)
Source: RefSeq, a predicted model, not a curated record